AUGCUCACGAGCAACAUGCUGUGGAAUUCACUCCUCGCAAUCGCCUCCGUGGCAGUAGCGAUCCAGGACUCUCGCAUUAAGACUGCUCUUACUCUCCAAACGCCGGUCAACGGGAUCAGCACCACUCCCUCCGGCCGCCUCUUCGUUCUUUUCGCUCGUGUCGACGGCUCAAAGGGAAUCCAGGUGGCAGAACAUCUGUCCGAUGGCACCUACGCGCCAUAUCCGAAUCUUGAAUGGAAUUCGUACGCCGAAGGCAAAGAUCCCUCAACCCACCUGAUCCGUACCAACAGCCAGCGCAUUGGACCUGAUGGACUACUCUGGCUUGUGGACGUCGGGUCGCCUAACUUUGGAGCACCUGUCAUCCUUCCUGAUGGACCGAAACUGGUUACUGUCAACUUGACGACGAACGACGUUCAGAGGGUCUUUCCGUUGGGCAGUGUUACCCUAGAAAAUAGUCAGAUUGACGACAUUCGUUUCAAUCCUUCCUCAGGACUUGCCUAUAUCACCGACGCUGGAGUGCCCGCCAUCAUCAUUCUAGAACUGUCCACUGGACGAGCGAUUCGGGUUCUGGAAAACGACUCCUCGACAAGAGGCGCACCCUUCCCAGCCUCCGCGGAAGGACAACUGCUCCACAAUUCGGCUGACCCGAGCUUUCCGGUCCAAUACGUCUACGCAGACCAGCAUGAAGUAUCGCCGGACUUGAAAUACUACUACUUCCAGCCUGCAAAUGGCGGGCUCUCACGCAUACCCACCGCGGACUUGGACAAGGUGUAUUUCAAUGAGUCGCAUGCAUCCGCCCUUCCUCAAUCUGUCUCGCCUUUUGCGUUGACUCCAUCCACUGGUGGCACAGCCAUCGAUGCCAAUGGGGCCAUCUACUGCUCCGAUACCGACAGACAGGCUAUCAUCAGGAUCCACCCGAAUGGAACAUGGCAUGAGUUCCUGCGGGACGAAAGGUUGCUCUGGGUCGACGCGAUGUGGGUCAGCUCGGAUCAGAAGUUGUGGAUGCCUGCUGCGCAAUUGAACCGCGGAACUCCUUUCCAAGAGAACAUGACGAGCAAGAUUCAGAAGCCGCUAUAUGUGUAUACAAUUGACAUUGGGGUGGGACCACCUCGUGUGGAUCAUGCUUAG
Lecanosticta acicola is the source of this 1128-nucleotide messenger RNA. NCBI's taxonomy places the organism in Eukaryota, Fungi, Ascomycota, Dothideomycetes, Mycosphaerellales, Mycosphaerellaceae. The record is from the annotation of a GenBank genome assembly.